Molecule: messenger RNA, 1013 nt
Organism: Raphanus sativus (radish)
Lineage: Eukaryota; Viridiplantae; Streptophyta; Magnoliopsida; Brassicales; Brassicaceae
Product: NAC domain-containing protein 41-like
Exons: 3
Coding region: 141-908 (255 amino acids)
Biological process (GO): regulation of DNA-templated transcription
Molecular function (GO): DNA binding
Source: RefSeq, a predicted model, not a curated record
UAAAAUUAGGAGCACAUACUCAACCACAUCAAUUGCUAUAAAAUAAAACUCAACGUUACCUUCUCCAUUUCAGUAACCUUUCAGCUUCUUCUUUCUUGUCUAACUUUCUACGGUUUGAACCUAAAAAAAUCCUUAAAACGAUGGAAAAACGGAGUUCCAUUAAGAACAGAAAAAUGAGAUUACCACCAGGGUUCAGAUUUCACCCAACAGAUGAAGAGCUAGUGGUUCAGUAUUUAAGUCGAAAAGUGUCCGGUUUACCCUUACCAGCUUAUGUUAUACCGGAAAUUGAUAUCUGUAAAACCGAACCAUGGGAUUUGCCAGGUGGUUGUGAUUCAGAGAGGUAUUUUUUUAGCACGAGGGAAGCUAAAUACCCAAACGGAAACCGGUCGAACCGAUCAACCGGUUCGGGUUAUUGGAAAGCGACUGGAAUAGAUGGGCAAAUCGGGAAGAAUGUUCUUGGGAUGAAGAAAACUCUGGUUUUCUAUAAAGGGAAACCUCCAAACGGGACGAGAACCAAUUGGGUUCUUCAUGAGUAUCGUCUUGUUGAUUCUCAACAUCGAUCAUAUGGAGAGAACACAAACUGGGUUCUAUGCAGAGUGUUCUUGAAGAAGAGGAGCAAUAAUAAUAGUAAGAAGAAAGAAAACGAGAGAGAGGAGCAGAAGAAGGAAGAGAGAGAACGUGACGACAACAAGAGUACUUGUCCGAUAUUUUAUGACUUUUUGGGAAAUGACGUGAAGAACAGAAGAUGCUGCGAUUUGAACUUGACUCGUACGUUUUGUUGUUGUUCUUCUUCGGCGUCUUCGUCGGUUUGCUCAAGUGCUUUAACUCGGACAUCUUUUAAUAUUGUCUCUCAUGAUCAUCAUGAAGAAAUUAGUUGUCGGGAAAAUAAGUUUCGUUUGUUUCUGUAAUUGAUAAAUCUUUUGGGAACAAGUUUCUUUUUUAACUUUAUAAGUAUGUAUGAUUAUCAAGUGAUUAUAAUCAAUGUUGGUAGCUAGGCUUUCUUGGUUUUGGUA